Molecule: messenger RNA, 5940 nt
Organism: Orbilia oligospora ATCC 24927
Lineage: Eukaryota; Fungi; Ascomycota; Orbiliomycetes; Orbiliales; Orbiliaceae
Exons: 6
Coding region: 1-5940 (1979 amino acids)
Biological process (GO): nucleoside metabolic process
Molecular function (GO): catalytic activity; protein binding
Source: RefSeq, a predicted model, not a curated record
AUGUUCGAAUCACAGCCUAUUCGUGCGGCGACGGCCGAAUGUCGAAAGUCUCUUUCUACAUGUUUAGCUGUCCCACGGCUCAAGGAGGGAGGAUGGGCGGAGAAUCGACUCAUCGACUUCAACCUAUGGGCAGCUGGGGCUGGUGUUUCCGCCAAGGGAAAACUCUCCCUCGACCAGAGGCUCUCUACCAAGCCGGACGUACAAAGCACAUUAGUCAAUCUAUUAAAACUUUUACAAAUGUUUGUAGAAGAUUGUCGAGAUCUCGCAAAGGAUGUCGACAGUGCUCUUGAUAAGGUUACUGAUCAGAAGGCAGAGCCUGAGAGUAAUGUGGACUCGAUGGUGGAGAGGGUGGACGAAAACCUCCCCGUUGAGCUAUCACCUAAGGAAGCCGAAGCUCAACGAGAUGUGGAAGUUACUCUUGAUCAAAUCAUAAGACUCACUGUUGCAAUCCGUAAAGCGGGUUCGAGCUCACGCCUGAAACGGGCGGAUAAAAGUUUUGAUUUAGACAGCCCGAAAAUACAAGAGUUAAGGGGAUUUUUGGAGCUCAUAAUGCAUCCCAAGGGCCCCAAGGAAGAGGGACAAUUAAAUCCCAUUCAAUCACGAUUGGUUGAAGCUAAUCUACGUCGAUGGCAUAGAUUCUCUUACGCCAAACUUCAUUCAAAAAAACUAGCACGUUCAGAUACGGCUCCGAUGGAAGUAAUACCAGAGAACCCAAAUUCAACCUUAGAGUACAAACCCCAAGCUGGCUCAAAGCCAGCGGUUUCUUUUGACAUUCCGGAAACGAAUAUGGCCUUACAAGUUUCGAUUGUUGUCCCAGAGGAUCAGACCCUUCGAGCUCUAUCUGUUAUAGCACCAACAGCCACCACGGCUGCAUCUGCUAUCGAAGAUAUUAUUAUCAUACCUGAUAAACCGAUAGCACGAACCCCCGCAACCGUAAUAUCGAGGAUUAGCUCGAGAAUUACCUAUCCCCGACCACCAAAUGUAUCUCGGUAUCAUACGGUUUUCAAAUGCCCGUGCUGCCUGCAAUCACUCCCUGUAGCAUAUACUGAACGUAGCCAGUGGAAGAAGCACCUCGCGGGUGAUAUUUUACCAUACACUUGUAUUUUCCAGGACUGCCAUCAACCUCUACAACUUUAUUUGACGCGGAAAGACUGGGAGCAACAUAUCAAAACGGAACACGGCCAGAUAUGGAUUUGUGCCGUCUGCGAGCAACUGGGUGUAACAACUGAGUUCUCAAAUGAGGAGGAGCUAGUGGACCAUCUCGGAACCUCCCACAAAGACUCAGUUGAUAGCGACGAGGUCCAAAUGUUCGUUACUGCAUCUUCAUCUUCAAAGCCAGUCGAAGCGGUCGACUGCCCCCUGUGCACCGGUCCUGAUGAAGGUGAAGAUUCACUGGAGCAUAUCGCACAUUGCGUUCACGACUUUUCGUUGAAUUCUCUACCUUUACCAUCAGAUAGUGAUGCUGAGGGGGAUUACUUUGAUAUUGAUUCCAGGAAUAGCGAGUCACAGAAUACUCCUUCAUCUGCUUCGGCUGAGGAGCGGGAUUUCGAAGGCUUGGCCGAGAUAGCCGAUGACGCUUCAAGUGUGGAUGAUGAGCACAAGGUGUCAGAGUCCUCAUUAAAAACUCUCACCCGUGACUUUUCUGGACCUACAGGCAUAUCUAUUCUCGACUGGAAGGUAGAUGAGGCAACUGAAGAUCCUCAAGCUGCCACGUCCGUCGACGUAACCGGCGAAGAUCCUGAGGAAACUACAGCAGACCAGUUCCCUGUACCCAAACCUGACCGACCAGAUGAAGCGAGUUUAUAUGGCCCAAUGGAGCGUGCUCGCUAUCAGGUAGCGUGGUUAUGCCCAACCAAAAUGGACGCGGUGAUAGCAGAAGCCCUACUUGAUCAGAUAGACCUUAUCCCGAUGACAUCUCAGGCCUCAGGUAGUAUGUUUGAGUACCGGUUAGGCCGAAUAGAGCCUCAUAGAGUUGUAAUAGCUUGGCCGUCGGAAUCCGAUCGUUACCGUGGGCCAGAUUGGUGUCUUGCAGAGGAGAUAAAAAAAGUAUUUCGCUCGCUGGCAAUAUUCUUGCAUGUGAGUACGGGUGCGGGUGUACCAUCUCUCACAUACCUCUCAGAUGUCGUGGUUAGUGGUGUGGACGGAUUAGCCCACUACAAAAUCAGCAAGUCCGGCACUUUUAAUGGUCGUACAAUUCGCCCCAGGGCGGCUCCUGAUUUAAUACUGGCCACCAUUAAGGACAUUGGGCACGAGUUUACACCGAUACCUGAUCCUGGACACAUCAGCGAAAAUCGGGAUAUAAUUCUCAAUUAUCGACAUACAAGCUACACGGACUUGACAGACGUCAACUUCGCAUCAGAGGUAAAUCAUAUGGAUUAUGUGCCUAUAGGUGCCAGUGAGGAGGAACAAACAUGUGGGCGCUGUUAUCAUGUUUCUCAGGAAAAGAAGCUCAGAAGGAGGCCUGGGUACUCCGCGCCAAAAGUUUAUCACGAUGGUAUCGCAUGUGUCGAGAAUCUCUCCACCAAAGGGACGUUCCCUCUGUUCGCUCCUGGUACCAAUGUCCGCUGCGUAGAUAUGGAAGGGGAUCUCUCGACGUAUACAAAGAUCGAUAAUAUUGUCGUUAUCCGGGGCGUUAGUAGUUAUACGGAUACGCAUAAAGAUAUAAGAUGGAAGAGAAUUGCGGCAGGCACAGCCGCAGCCUACGCUAAACAAUUCAUUCGAGUUCUGGAUCCCAGGGGUUUAGACGUGCCAUCAGACGAGGGUGGCCUCAUAGAUGGUUCUGAAGAUGGAAGCGAAGGUAUGGGUUUUUACGAUUUUGAGGCCUGGUCUCAUUCAGAACCUGAAGCGUCUGCAGCCGAAGAUAAUCCAGUUCCUGAGGGUGCCAAACCUGAGAGAAAUACUACGAAGUUUGCGCCAUCUAUCACCCAUAGUGAUACGGCUUCAAUGGUAAAUUUAUUUUCAAACGAUAACGACACGGUGCAAGGCGGCCCCAAAGCCAAAUGUCUAUUCUGUGAAUUACUUUGCCCCUAUGAAACCACAAUGCGCCAGGAUUGGGUUGAACAUAUCAAAGAACAUUUGGUUCUGCCAGGUAUAAUGUCUUCUGAUUUAGGGCUACCAGUUUGGGCGCACCCGCAACCAUUGUCCUGGGCUUGCGGGUUUGAGGGGUGCGAAGAGUCUCAGAACCUCCCGGAUGAAACCGAGAUGGAGAGGUUAGAUAUAGAACGAGGUGGCAACCCACCGUCGGACAAGCAGCUCAGGCCCCUCGACGCAUAUCGACUUCAGAACUCCCUCGAAACGGAAGCGACGCUAGAUUCGAAACUCGAUCAUAUCUUCAGCCAUUUAGUCACCGACAGAUGGAAUCUUGAAGAAUACCACGAAAGGGAGGAUUGGACAGAAUUCUUCCAAUCUAUACCGGUCAAACUUCUUGUUCCUGAGGUCGAGUCGGCAAGCUUGGAACAAGAAAACACCUUAGACGCUACGCCUAAAAAAGUAGAAGGUGAUGGCCAUGCAGAAGAGGGAGAAAAGAGAAAGCAAGAAAAUUCUUUCGAUGUCGACUUCGGAAAAGUCCAUCGCAAAUAUAUUCAAGAUCGCGUGGAUAGAACCUCAUUAUGGUUUACGAAGCUACCGGGGUUCCAAAAAUGGCGAGACACCCCUGGCCUAACUCUCCUCUAUGAAGAUAGUCCAGGGUCGGGCAAGAGCACCAUCAUGGCCACGAUUUACGAGACACUUCGAAAACAAUACGGUGAAAAUGCCGACGUUGUCAUAGUGUACUGUGGAGAAGCCCUCCCCGGGGGUGCACGAUGGACAACCCGCAAUUUCAUGCAGUGUAUUCGCAGGCAGCUCCACCCAGAUUCAAACUUCAUCCAAUAUCUAUCAGGGGCAGAAGAAGGUCCUCAGGAUGCUCUAGCUGGGGAACCUAGAGCUGUCAGUAAAUUUUUAUCCCACACAUUCGACACUUCCCGGAGAAAUUUCAUUUUAGUCGAUGGCCUCGAAAAUCUUGGGACCCGCGAAGCGCUAGAAUUGAAAUUUUCAAUAUGGGGCCGUAGUGGCGUUAACCUUCUUUGUACUGCGAGACCAGAGAUGACACAGACAGCAGAGCUAAUGGGCCCAUGUAUCACCAGCAGAGAGAGCACCGACCCACUUAAUCGAGAUAUUCGAAGUUUCUUGCGACAUAAGUUUGCAGAAUAUCCAGGAAUACUAUCCCAAGAUGGUAAGGUUCUAAGGGAUUAUAUUGCUGAAGUGGAAGAUAUAGCAUGUGGGGUGUUUAAAAUCGCAAGUUUAUUUGUUGAACACCUUAUGGGGUGGAGUUUAGAGACUAUGGAAGAUCUCAAGCAGGCAAAGAAAUGGGCACAAGAAAGCAGCUUCUAUCUGGAAUUCUAUAACGAUUUUAAGCGCAGAAUCAUCCUAGAUCCCCGCGAAGAUGCCCAGAAGUAUGCUCUAAAGGCUAUUACGCUCAUAGGUCUGAGUGUAAGCGGACGUGACCCCUUCACACCGGCAGGACUCUUAGAUGCGCUCCUAGCUCAUGUCUACGAGAUGUUUGAAGGGAUUUCGCCCAGCUUAAUAUCAAUUGAUAACCUAGUCGCGUAUUGCCAGGGGUUAGUUAUAUAUGACAGCCGUCGAAGGACUUUUCAGCUAUUCCACCCUACAGCAUACCAAUACUUCAAGUUUAUUGGAUGGGAAUGGUAUCCUGGUGGCCAGGAUUCCGCUCUGGAGGCGACAAUUGAAUAUUUAUCAAAAAGUGUUUUCAAGACGGGUCCUUGCCCUAGCAAGUUGAAGUACGAGGAGAGGUUGGUAGCCCAUACUUACUUUUCUUAUGCAUCGAAAGAAUGGACUUCUUUCCCUCUGGGCCGGUUUGGUGGGGUCGAAGCCCCAGGGUUCACGGUUGGGGUUCUUAGGAAGACUUUGGAUUUCCUCAAGGACGAUAAUCUGGUAGCAGCCGUCAAUCAAGUCCGAAAAGUGGAGAGAGAGAAUCCACCCAAUUAUGAAAUCUCGGAGCCAAUCAAAGGAAUACACCUCGCAGCAGCCUUUGGCUGGAGCUGGUUUAUUGAUGGCUUAACCGAAUUUCAGGAUAUUAAUGCACGAGACUACAAUGGCUAUACACCGCUAGCUCACGCCAUCGAUGCCUCACGUUUUAACGUCGUGGGUCUUCUCCAAGAAAAGGGGGCAAGUUUUUCCGACAUCAAGCAUCAUGGCUCGACUGCCUUGAUUGAGGCAAUCCUGGGCGGAAGUUUAGACACGAUUAAAAGUAUUAUUGACCUCGGAGAGGAUCCAGACGCUCCCGGGAUUCCAUCCGGAUCAGAAACAUCAUUCCUGCCGAUUAAUCUAGCAAUUCUCAGACAGCAAAAGUCGGUCAUUGAGAUACUUCUUCCAUAUAACUUGGACAUGAGCCUACGGGAUGGGAAGAUGAGAACCCCAUUAAUAUGCGCGGUAAUGGUGGGCGAUAUAGGUUCUGCAGCCGAUAUAAUUAGGUAUGGUCAAAAUGUUGACCUCGAAGCAAGAGGAGGACCAAAAAGAUUUACAGCGCUUGGUUAUGCCGUAGCCACAGAACAACUGGCUAUGAUACGUCUGCUCGUCAUAAGCGGUGCCAGUUUACAGGCCAAAUUUGAAGACGAGGGGACUAUUAUGGAUCUCGCGUGGAGAUACUGCAACUUCAACAUAAUCAGUUACUUGGGGGAACAGGAUUCAGUCAAGAAUCUUAAAUUUGAAGCUGAGACGAUUGAGAGUGUUCCACCCCUGAGCAUGUACAGCCUAGUCGAGGAUUUCCCUCGGGCCGCCCAGGAAGCGGAUGGUCAUGAGUUAGGUCGGGGUUUCAACAUCAAUGAUAUCAAGGAUAUCGAGGAUCCGGGUGACCGUGAGGGUAGGUCCUCUGUGGUGGUAACCGACAGAUGGAUACAACCCGCUAGCGGGCCCGAGGGGCCCCGAAUAGAAAGAAUUUCGUAG